CAGAUGUCCACCCAGCGCGUCAAACAUGACUAGCAGACAAUCUUCGUCCAGGCAAUGGGGACAGCGUCGACGGAUGUCGCGAUCAUUGGCGCCGCCAUGAUGCUCCUCCUCAUCAUCAUGGGCUAUUGCUUUGUGCGGAUAGUUAUCUCGCAGAAGGGACAACAUGUCGACCCGAACUUCUUCCGCCGCGUUCCACUCAUGGAGGAAGACUUCCUUGGUGCUCUCUACGGUCUAAACCGGAACGAUAUUGAAGAACUGAUGUGCGAUGUCGAGAAAUGGAAUUGCGGAGUCUGCGCGUUCGCAAACAUCCCCGACGCGACUUCGUGUGCGCUGUGCGAAACCAAGCCAGGCAUUGUCGUGACGGAGAACGGCGUUGGACCUGAGCUCCUUCACCCGACGAACUUGACGCCGAUGCAACUGAGUGCGCGGACGAGGAAGCAGUGGCUACGAACACUCGAUGCCAGUGGACAGAUCGUGUGGUCCCAAAUGACCAAUGCGACCACCGACGACAAGUACUUUGUUGUGACGGCGACGCUGCCGACGGUGUCCGAGAUCGACAUUUACGCAGUCGCUGACACAAAUGUCGGGGACCAGGUCCAAAUAGUCGUGGACGAGCCCUCGAGCGAACCUCCAACGACCGAUGCUACUCAUCGCACCUCCCACUCGCAAAAGAUCGACGAUGCGGUGGACGAGGCCCUAGCCAGUCGGAUGUCGUUGGAGCGGGACUCGAUAGAAUUGGUGGACAUGACCCGCCCAGAACAGCAAGUGCGAGUGGAGCUGGCAUUUCAGCCGCUGUCGAUGGACAGUGCUGGCCGUACGCUGGUCGGUACAACCUUGCCCCCUUGGCUCGUCCGGCAGGUGGAUGCGCUCACAAACGAGCACUUUUCUGUGAAAUAUUUGGCCUUGCUGUCGCUUCUGCGGGCCAAUAUGGACUACGGGUACUCCAAGCUAAAGGUGUAUCGAGAACGCAUUUAUGAAGAAUCGAUGCAGUUGCUACAGCUACUCGGUCCCUUGCAUCGCUGCGCAAGGACUCGCAUUGAGCUGCUCGGGGAAGCGGGCGUCGAUGCCGGUGGGUUGCAACGCGAAUGGUACACAUUGUUUACUCAAGCAGUGUUUGAGCCAUCCGCGGGUCUGUUUGUUGCCACGGACUCGUACGGCUACACGCUCAACCCCGCUUCCAACUCGGCCGGCGACCUCGCCAAGUUUCGAGCGGUCGGCCGACUUCUCGCCCGGUCCAUCCUGGACGAGCAAGUCCUGCCAUUCCACUUUACUGUGCCACUGUUCAAGAUGAUCCUGGGCACCCCGCUUUCGAUGACAGACAUGCUGUACACAGACAAGCAGAUCUACACAAGUCUCAAGUUUGUCGAGUCCAGUGCGGACGUCGAGAGUUUGUGCCUCGACUUUAGCGUCGCGCUGGCGUCGGGCGAGGUCGUGGAAUUGAUGCCGAACGGGCAGGACAUCAUGGUGACGGCGAGAAACCAGACCGAGUACGUGCAACGGAUGCUGCAGUACUUGUUGUUCGACCGGAUUCAACCACAGUUGCAGAGUCUGCUGACGGGACUGUUUGAGGUGCGUGCCGUCAGGAUCGCACAAGCGCUGAUGGCUGCAUAGAUCCUUCCCCAGCACUACUUGAUCAUGUUUGACCACAAGGAGCUCGAGCUGGUGCUGUGCGGGGUGACAGAGAUCGACGUGGCUGACUGGAAGCAAUUCACCGCGACGUCCAUGACGCUCCGCCGUGGUGGCGAGCAUUCCAUCAAGAUGGAAUGGUUUUGGGAAAUCGUGACAGCCAUGUCCACGCAAGACCGAGCCAAGCUCCUGCAGUUUGCGACCGGAUCCACUCGUGUACCGGUCCAAGGUACAUUUCGCCAUGUCGACGACGUCUUGUUGAGCCAACGGCGUAGGAUUCAAGGGCCUGACGAGCUACGAUGGUCUCCUGUGUCCGUUCUCGGUGAAGGCGAUCGACUACCGCCGAGGCAUCCUGCCGCGAGCCCAUGCGUGCUUCAACCGAAUCGACUUGCCCUUGUACCCGACCAAGGUCAUGAUGGAAGAAGGCCUCAAGACAGUGGUGCAGUUAGCAAUGUCCGACUUCACGAUGGUGUGAGGGAGCUGGGCAAGGAGUCGUGAUGUGGUGGUGUCUGCUGUGCUUGCCGUUGUUGAAAGUGUGUUGACCAGUGUCCGUAUGAAGGAACCCGUGAUAGAUUCUUUGGCAACGCUUGUCUUGGAUGCACUCGCACGGGGUGGGAGUUGGUCACCCGUUCGCCGCUGUAUUCGCCAGGCGCGUCGGCUCCAAUGGAGCGAAUCCAUGCUGGGAUGUGCUGUCCAAAUGUAGUUUCCGUCACAUCUGAACAAUCGGUUCCCAGCUUGACUUCUGUCCGCAGCUCUUGACUCAGUUGCAUCCUUGGCUACCUUUGUUUCCAUCAUGUUGAAUCUUUCUCGUGGUCACGGACAGUCGCAUUCUUUCCAGAGAGGACGUCGCAGCGAGAGGUGGUUGGCGCAAGGCUCAGCACGGGAGCAACACGGAUGGAUUGGGAUUCGCUCCAUGGCUUACCACUUGCCCAAGCAUCCGUCGAUGAAGCUGAUGGAAGAUGCCCUCCACCAAAUUGUCGCGAUGGGGUCGAUCGAGCGCAUCGCACCCUCCAUUGAAC
Messenger RNA from Aphanomyces invadans, 2645 nucleotides. RefSeq lists its product as hypothetical. The record is from RefSeq and is a predicted model, not a curated record. Bases 55 to 1611 code for a protein of 518 amino acids. NCBI's taxonomy places the organism in Eukaryota, Oomycota, Saprolegniomycetes, Saprolegniales, Verrucalvaceae. The transcript is spliced from 7 exons. Gene Ontology annotation, molecular function: ubiquitin-protein transferase activity.